AUACGCACAUUAAAAUUCGGUUCAAGACAAGUCCGAGUCUGAUGUUAGAAGAUGUAACAAAAGAAAAUAAACAAAAUGACAAUAAUACAUAAAUAACAACAGACUACUAGCAGUUAACUGAUAUGCCAGCUCCGGAACCUCAAUUUAACUGAUUGAAAAAUUAUGUCUUCAUCAUAUGAAUAUCAGACAUAAUCCUUCCCGUUAGGGGUUUCGUAUUAUACUAUCUAAAAAUAUAUGAGAAGAACAUAACCCGUGUCAUGCCAACAAAUGUUUUAUGAAUUUUGAACAUAUUUUGUAUUAUAUGGUUCAAUGAAUCCAGAUGCUAUAUGAGGAUUCUUUGAUAUUUACUCGCCACUGGCUAUUGGACAAACUACUUAUCUUAAUAGUUAUUUAUUUCUGUUCUAUCUACUUAAACAGUUCACCUUUUGACUAUAUAUACUGUAUAUUUUUAUUUUAUUGUCAAUGCAGAAUAAGUAACACCAGAAACAACACUAAAAGCCGUAGCAAGCAUUAUAAGAUCUGUCGUUGCUUUCUAUGUUAUAUUUAAUAAAGUAUAUGAUCAUUCUACAUUCCAUCCAUAGAAGCCUUAUUCCACCUGGUCAUACAGGUAAUACGAUAAUUCUAAAAUAAAAGUCGAUAGAUGUAGCUGAAUAAGGUAAUUGAUCUUAAUUGUUUGAUAACCAUAUUAUUUAUUCAGAUUGUGAUGCAUCAAAUAUGGGACAAUAGACAAACACAAAUUACAAUAAUAAGCGUUUCCGUUAAUUUUGAAAUAUAUGGAUUUACUAAUGUGAGUACGUCAAAACUAUAACCGGUUGAUGUAGUCUAUUUGAGAUAGUAAUGGAAUCGUAAAUAGUAUUUCCGGACAAUGAAUAAAAGAUCAUUCUAUAUUAUACCAUCAGUUUUGUUUGUUUUGUCCGUUUGAAACGAAAAGUUGAAAUAUUGCGCAUGUUAUAGAACAAUUUAUAGGAUACAUAAAUAUUAUACUUUAAAUGUGAUUUAACAUAAUCAAAAUUUGUUUAAUUUCUAUCAUUUUAAAAUGUUUGAUGAUUUUCACAAGUACAGUUAACAAUGUCAGUAACAGUGGAACAAAAUGAUAAUGUCUUAUCUUUAUGGAAGGAUUUCAGUCAGAGCACAGGGUUCCAUGGGAUAAAUAAAUUGUCACAUUCAACAAAUAAACUUAGAUUAAUAAUUUGGUCUAUUAUCUUGGUAGCUUGCACAACUUUUUUAGCCAUGUUUGUAACAACACAAAUAAUUGACUACUACAAUUAUCCAGUAAAUACAAAUAUGUACACAGAAAAACAUACAGAGAUGCAAUUUCCAGCAAUCACAAUUUGUAACUUGAAUUCUUUGAAACGUAACUCAAUUUUGAACGAUACGAGGAUAGAAAAUCAUUACCUUAAACUAAGCUUACUUGAUUGGUAUGCCACACCCAGUAAUUGGUCUGAUCCGUUUUUCAAAGAACAAAAUUUCUUUGAAAAUAGAACAUUAAACACUGUCCUCAAAGACCACAAAAGCCGCUCUCAAAUAUGGGAGUUUCAAGGACGUAAUUUGGAUGCAAAAGAGUAUGUGUCAUUUUUGAUACUGAGGAGUGGUCCAUGUCUUACAUUCGAUCCAAAUGACCAAAUAACAACCGACAUCACAGGUUCAAAUUUUAACUUGAAUGCAUGGAUUGAUAUUGAUGCAGAGAACGAUUACUUUGGAGAAUCGUAUGGUACAGGAAUAAAGGUAAACGUUAAGAUAUGUUAA
This is a messenger RNA of Mytilus trossulus (common blue mussel), 1746 nucleotides long. Its product is annotated as acid-sensing ion channel 5-like. The record is from RefSeq and is a predicted model, not a curated record. Lineage: Eukaryota; Metazoa; Mollusca; Bivalvia; Mytilida; Mytilidae. Gene Ontology annotation, cellular component: plasma membrane. Gene Ontology annotation, molecular function: ligand-gated sodium channel activity. Gene Ontology annotation, biological process: sodium ion transmembrane transport. The transcript is spliced from 2 exons. Bases 1069 to 1746 code for a protein of 225 amino acids.